This is a messenger RNA of Cyphellophora europaea CBS 101466, 351 nucleotides long. RefSeq lists its product as uncharacterized. Lineage: Eukaryota; Fungi; Ascomycota; Eurotiomycetes; Chaetothyriales; Cyphellophoraceae. The transcript has a single exon. Bases 1 to 351 code for a protein of 116 amino acids. The record is from RefSeq and is a predicted model, not a curated record.
AUGUAUCUGGAACACCAAGAAUCUGCUGAUAGCAACUUCUCGGACCUGCCUCACGAGCAAGGCGUGGAGGAGUCCAAGAAAUUCUCCAUGCAUUCGGUGUCGAGCUACGCCAGCGAAUUGUCGUAUGCUGGCUACUGGAGUGUUCCUCUGGCGUAUAUCAAGACCACGCUGGACAAAGUCGUCCCGCCGGAGGGUCAGCAGGGCAUGAUUGACUUUGUCAGCCAGGGCGGAGAGUACAAGGUGGAUGUCCACGAAUUUGCAUCAGGACACAACCCACAUGCCAGCCAGCCGGAGAAUAUUGGUAAAAUCCUGGUGAAGGCGGUGGAGGGGCUUCUGGCCCGCGGUGCUUGA